Molecule: messenger RNA, 258 nt
Organism: Haemonchus placei
Lineage: Eukaryota; Metazoa; Nematoda; Chromadorea; Rhabditida; Trichostrongylidae
Source: the annotation of a GenBank genome assembly
UGGACGACACUUCACGAACAGAGUAUAUGUUUUGUUAUUCCAAUAAUACAAUUGAAAUACGAAGUUGGUACCGAUUCCAAUAAACUCGUGUCGGCUUAUGCAAUGUUCUUCAAAGAACGUCAGACUUAUGUGAAGAAGUCAUUCCCACACGCAACAUUUGGCGACAUUUCAAGGAUCGUGGCCGCCCAAUGGGACGCACUCGAAAAACAUGAGAAAAUAGUAAGUCAUUUGCUCGUGAUGACGAACAUUCGUGGAUAA